AUGUCCCCAGAUGUAAUUGAUCUCAUUUCCUCUAGUCCUCCACGCUCCGCCAUCAGCACAGAGCCGCCGCGGCGAACUGUCUUCCCGUCCGUCUCCACGGGAUCCUCACGGCGACGAAGUUUGAAGCCAAGGGAUUCAACCCCAUCCCCAAGCCGAAGACUGCUAGGCCGGUGUCAGACCCAGCCUUCAUCUGUUCGUCCAUGUCAGACCGCACAAGGCUUUGAUGAAAUUGACGACUUUAACGACGACCUCGCCGACAGUGUCUUUGAUCUGCUCGAUGAUUGGCAAGCAAAACGCAGACGGACUCAUGAAGAGGAUGGUGAGGACACAUGUUUGAGAACAGCUGCGCCUAGCAUCUCCAAGUCCUCGCUACCUUUGAAGGUUCGAGAUGGUCGUUGUCGGAAUACAAAAGCAGCUCUAGAACCCAUCGAGCUUACAAGCCCCGCGGACUGGCCAUCACCGAGUGAGAAACCCGUCAAUAUCAGCCAACCAUUGUCGUCGCUGCCAUCCAUCACCGCAGACAAGACUGCAAAUCCAGCAACUGCAGGUCAGAUUGCACCCCUGGCAUCCGAUCCUUUUGCCAGCUCGCCUCUUCGCCCUGUCAAUAGGCGCAAGGCGGGUACCAGAGCUUCGUCCGUCGACAUCUUGUCCAGCUCAUCCCCACUGAGAACGACGUCAUAUCGGAUUCGAACCACUGGCGACAACAGAGGCAUGAAAUGCAAUCGAUCUAACUUGCCAGCCAAAAGUUCUGUUGACCUGACAGUCGAAUACAACAAUAUAACAAGGCGCGGUGCAGUUCCCGAUGGCCCAACACCCAAAGAGGCUGCCUGGCCCACGGUUUCAAAGGACCUAAUCAGCAUUGAUGGCUCCGACUCGCUAAGCGACAUUAGCGAUGAAUUACCAGCCAUCACGGACAUGGAUGUGUCCAAACGCCGCGCCAGAUCACCACUGCGACGUUCGCAGAGUGACUUAACGUCGGCCAGGCCCAAGACUUCCCAUGCACCCGCCGUGGCCAGGAAAGCAACAACGGCUCUUGCUCGGGAGGCGGAGAAGUCGAGAAAGCGUCGGGAGCGAGACGAAGCCAAAGCCAUCAAAGUUGCUGAAAAACAACGCAUUGCCGCCUUGACAGAAGUGAACAAGCUCCGCACAGACAAGAAAGUAUCUGCACCAGAAAUGAUUGUGGACUUACCGUCUGGCCUGGGCUUAGAGUUGCAGGUUCCGACCCAGGAAUUGCUACAAGGGCUUGGUGUGCAGUACUGCACAUGGAAUUGUCCUGAGCACAGGAUUGUUAAGUGGCGGAGAAAGGUGACAUGUAAAUUCAACAACGAUAUUUGCUUGUGGGAGCCCGUCCCUUUGCAUAUUGUGGACGAGGGCAUUGCCGUCUUGAUUCUUACGGCGGAAGAAUUUGUCGCAAUAGCGCGGGAGAACUCCUUGGCGGAUCAUGUCGCUGAUAUCAAGACCCGUUAUGGCGACCUGAAUUUUAUGUAUAUUCUUCAAGGACUAACUCUUUGGCUUCGUAAGAAUCGCAGCAAUCGAAACCGACAGUUUACUUCUAAUGUUCGAUCUGCAAAUGAGGUCGCGCUGUCGUCAUCGUCCCGUGCAAGAACAGAACACGUUUCGGAAGACCUUAUUGAAGAGGCAUUGCUGGGUCUUCAGGUGGAACAUGGCAGGCUCAUUCAUCAUACAGCUGUGGCGUCUGAGACAGCCAGAUGGAUAAUUAACUUUACGCAACAUGUGUCGACGAUUCCGUACAAGAAGCAGAGAGACCAGGCGACUUCUGCCGCUGGAUUUUGCAUGGACAGUGGUCAAGUACGGACAGGAGACAGUGCCCAAGACACAUACGUUCGGAUGCUACAAGAGAUUGUGCGGGUAACGGCCCCGAUUGCAUAUGGGAUUGCAACUGAAUUUGACAGCGUCACCAAACUUGUGGACGGCUUGGAACAAGGAGGCCCAACAAGACUAGAUGCUGUGAGGAAGAGCACAAACAAGGACGGCGCCGUUUCUGAUCGAACGAUUGGGCAGGCAAUAAGUCGAAGAAUGCACAAAGUGUUUACCGGAAGAGAUGAGGAAAGUACAAAUGUAUGA
Molecule: messenger RNA, 2085 nt
Organism: Pochonia chlamydosporia 170
Lineage: Eukaryota; Fungi; Ascomycota; Sordariomycetes; Hypocreales; Clavicipitaceae
Product: alpha-1,2-mannosyltransferase (Alg2)
Exons: 1
Coding region: 1-2085 (694 amino acids)
Biological process (GO): mitotic intra-S DNA damage checkpoint signaling; double-strand break repair; replication fork processing
Cellular component (GO): Holliday junction resolvase complex; nucleus
Molecular function (GO): nuclease activity; DNA binding
Source: RefSeq, a predicted model, not a curated record